Molecule: messenger RNA, 1140 nt
Organism: Kuraishia capsulata CBS 1993
Lineage: Eukaryota; Fungi; Ascomycota; Pichiomycetes; Pichiales; Pichiaceae
Exons: 1
Coding region: 1-1140 (379 amino acids)
Biological process (GO): poly(A)+ mRNA export from nucleus
Cellular component (GO): cytoplasmic stress granule; nucleus
Molecular function (GO): RNA helicase activity; ATP binding; RNA binding
Source: RefSeq, a predicted model, not a curated record
AUGAAGUUUGAAAAGCCUUCCAAGAUCCAGGAGAAGGCAUUGCCUCUUCUGCUUUCGAACCCAGCCCGGAACAUGAUUGGACAGAGCCAGUCGGGAACCGGCAAGACGGCAGCAUUUUCUCUCACGAUGCUUUCUCGUGUUGACGAGAAUCUUGAGCAGGUUCAGGCGAUAUGCCUGUCACCAGCUAGAGAGCUUGCUAGACAGACUUUGGAGGUGAUCCAGCAGAUGGGCAAGUAUACCAAGGUUAAGACCAGACUGGUGGUGCCGGAGUCCGUGGCCAAGGACAACUCCAAGAUUACAGACCAGAUCAUUGUGGGAACCCCUGGGCUUGUUUCAGAUAUGAUUCGUAGAAAAAGGAUUUCCACCAAGGAUGUGAAGGUGUUUGUGCUUGACGAGGCCGACAACAUGUUGGAGGGUGCUAAUACCGGAGGAGGAAGUCUCGGUGACCAGUGUGUCCGUGUGAAACGUGAAUUGCCCAAAGAGACCCAACUGGUGCUCUUUUCAGCUACUUUCCCGGAUAAAGUGCGCGCGUUUGCGGAGAAAUUUGUCCCGAACGCCAACUCAUUGGAGCUGAAGCAUGAGGAGCUUAACGUUGACGGAAUCAAGCAGUUAUACAUGGAUUGUGAGAAUGAAGAAGACAAGUUCAAUGUUCUGUGCGAACUUUACGGUCUUUUGACUAUCGGAUCUUCCAUCAUUUUUGUUCAGACCAGGAACACCGCCAACAUGCUCUAUAAGCGUAUGGAGCAAGAAGGUCACAAGGUGUCGAUCUUGCACGGUGAUCUGGUGCCUAGCGAGAGAGAUAGACUGAUUGAUGACUUCAGAGAGGGCAGGAGCAAGGUGCUCAUAACGACCAACGUUCUGGCCAGAGGAAUCGACAUCGCGUCCGUUUCAAUGGUGGUGAACUACGAUCUGCCCGUUGACAGACAGGGCAACCCAGAUCCUUCCACAUACUUGCACAGAAUCGGAAGAACCGGAAGAUUUGGUCGUGUGGGUGUUUCCAUCAGUUUUGUACACGACAAAAAGAGCUACGAGCAGUUGAUGGCAAUUAGGAGCUACUUUGGCGAUAUCGAGAUGACCAGGGUCCCAACAGAUGACUGGGAUGAGGUCGAAAGGAUCGUGAAGAAGGUUAUCAAGAGUUAA